AUGACCGCUGCGGGAGAUUAUCCGGGGCGGCGCGAGUUGCUGCUGACGCCGCUGCUGCGGGCCGCGGGCGCGGGGGCGGGGGCGGGGUCGGCGCCGACGGGGGCGGCGGGGGCGGGGGCGGCGGCGGGCGAGGCGGAGCGGCGGCGGCUGGCGGCCGUGGCGGCCUACCGCGCGCAUAAGGCCGCGCGACGGCAGCAGCCUAGCCUAGCAUCACAGAAGCGCGAGCCGGAUAUGUGCGGGGGCGGCUCGCGCCGACCCGCGCUUGGUCGGCCGCCGGGCGCCCGGCGCCGGGCCGGGGCCCGCCGGGGGCCGCUGCGGCCGGGGCCCGCCGGGGGCCGCUGUCGGCCGGGGCCCGCCGGGGGCCGCCAGGCGCCGGGGGCCAGGCCAGGCCCCACAUGA
Molecule: messenger RNA, 399 nt
Organism: Pectinophora gossypiella (pink bollworm)
Lineage: Eukaryota; Metazoa; Arthropoda; Insecta; Lepidoptera; Gelechiidae
Product: putative polyketide hydroxylase
Exons: 3
Coding region: 1-399 (132 amino acids)
Source: RefSeq, a predicted model, not a curated record